Diprion similis is the source of this 1806-nucleotide messenger RNA. It is a transcript of the gene ArfGAP1, whose product is annotated as ADP-ribosylation factor GTPase-activating protein 1. The record is from RefSeq and is a predicted model, not a curated record. The transcript has 8 exons. Gene Ontology annotation, biological process: regulation of endocytosis; regulation of ARF protein signal transduction. Gene Ontology annotation, molecular function: GTPase activator activity. The coding region runs from base 280 to 1518 and encodes 412 amino acids. Gene Ontology annotation, cellular component: Golgi membrane. NCBI's taxonomy places the organism in Eukaryota, Metazoa, Arthropoda, Insecta, Hymenoptera, Diprionidae.
CACCUCAUGCUCGUUGUCCGAGUCGUCGCAGUACGGACACGCUGACAGCUGACUCGGUGACUUUGUGCCGUGGUAACCUCUGAAUGGGAAAAGCAUCUGUCGGACACGACGCACGCCGUAAAUCGCACAACAGCUGAAAUCAGAGUUCGGAAAACGUUCGCGGUUUUUCGUAUGCAUACCCCGUCGCUUUGUCGUCGCCUUCGAGUCAAAGUGCCCGCGUUAUCCGUUCACUGACCGAAUUCACAACGUUUUCUGGGACGAGGUCUCGACCCCAGGGACAUGGCGAGCCCGAGAACACGACGAAUACUUGGUGAAUUAAAACCCCGCGAUGAAAAUAGUAAAUGCUUCGAGUGUGGAGCCCACAAUCCUCAGUGGGUUUCCGUUACGUAUGGAAUAUGGAUCUGCCUCGAGUGUUCCGGCAAGCACCGAGGCCUUGGUGUGCACUUAUCCUUUGUGCGUUCCGUUUCUAUGGACAAAUGGAAAGACUCGGAACUUGAGAAAAUGAAAGUUGGUGGAAACAGAAAGGCUCGUGAAUUCUUCGAGGCUCAACCUGACUGGGAUGAUUCCAUGUCUAUACAGCAACGAUACAACACUAAUGCUGCAGCUCUCUACAGAGACAAGAUAGCAACAUUGGCGCGUGGAGAAACGUGGACCCCAAGUUCUUCCGGUGUCAAGACUUCAAGGAGUUCAACGUAUCAAGACAAUAAUAGUAGAUACGAGCAAAACUCAUAUCAGAGUGAAGAUUCCAGUUCGUAUCAGAACUUUAACACAGCUAGCUUUAAAACUCAAACUGAAUCGUUUUUUGCCAGGAAACAGGAUGAAAAUGCAUCUAGACCCGAAAACUUACCGCCAAACCAAGGAGGAAAGUAUGGAGGCUUUGGUUACCAAAUGGAUGCCCCACCACGAAGCUCUUCCCAAGAAUUUUUUGAUACUGCUGUCUCAUCCCUUGCCAGCGGUUGGUCGAUAAUGUCAUCUUCAGCAGCAAAGAUCGCAACCAAGGCAACAGAAAACGCAAUUAAGAUUGGUGGAAUGGCUUCUCAAAAGGUUCGCGACGGUACUAUUUUGGAGGAUGUAGGAGCACAAGUUAACACUCUUGCCGCAAAGGUCAGUGAUUUAGGGCGUCGAGGAUGGGGAGAUAUCAGUGGAACAAAUUCGUCAGAACAGCAUCAACAGUUUGAUUCAAAUGAUCAGUACCAGACGUCAAAUACUCAACAAAACAGUUAUUCCAGCAGUUCAUAUUCAACCGAAAAAUCAUCGUUAGUUGCUGGAAAUACGAUGAAGAGCAGUUCUUCAGGGACUAAGCUUUCUAGUCGGGACUGGGACUCCUGGGGAAGUAGCACUAAUCCAAAAUUAUCAAAUGAAUCCACCAGGGAUGAUCGGUCAAAGCCAGUGCCUCGGGCAUCAAAAAAAGCAAAUAGCAAAGAGAAAUCUUUAAUCGACUUUGAAGAAGACAAUAAUAAGCCCGCAGAUUGGAAUUCGAAACUAGAAGAAGAUGCAUGGAAUAUAUUGAAAGAUUAAUCAUAACAUUGUUUAGGUGUCAACUUAUUUUUCUUUCGCUGAAAUUAACAACAAGGCUCAACAUUUCAAGUUUCACAGUAGAAAUAUACAUAAUUAUUCAUGCAUUUGAAAGACACAGUAAAUACAAUUUAAUAGACGUAUGAAAAUGUAGAUACAUGCAGUAAGCAGUUGCUCUUCCAUGAUGUUGCUACCAGACUCUUAAAUGUUUCAUGUAAAGUUUCAAGCUAUUUAGCAUUUAUGAUUCAUUGAUGUUGAGCGAUGUAUGUGAAAGUAUAAUCGAUAGGUUAU